UGUAAAGUUCCGGAAAAUAUUCGAACGUAUCGUGACUAAUUUCUUUACAACAUUUCGAGCAACGUAUAUAGUAGGAAUAUUCAGAGCAACGCAGUACUUAAAAACUACAUCCGGGCACUUAUAAUUACCGUGCUCGAUAUCCAUUAUUCCAAGAACGGAUUCUCAAACAAAUUUUCAUCUUCUUCGAGAUAGUCUCGGCAAUAAACAUGGCUAUUAUCGACAAUGUAGUGAUCUACACGUUAUUGUUUUCAUGGAUUUCAAGGCCAUUAUUAGCUGCAACUACUUGCCCUUCCGAUACUUCAACCUACGUUGUUGGUGGCGCCAAGCGGUGUUUUCACGUCAGCAAUAUGAAAGGAAAUUUCAACGACUACAAAAAGAAAUGUACUGAUAAAGGCGGAACGACACUGACAGUUGAUUCUAAGGGUGUGGCAGACUUCUUCAAGAAUAGCUUCAGCCAGAGUAAAUUAAAUGACUAUUGGAUAGGAUUGGAGAUGACUACGGGCUUUACCUGGACUGCUACUAAUGAGGCGGUGAAGGAAGAUCUCUGGAAAAAAAACAAAGACGGAUCAGAGUGCGUGUUUUUAAAGCACGACAAAUGGGAGUCAACAGGAUGCUCGAAUAACGGAGUGCACUAUUAUGUUUGCGAGAAAAGUACAACUGCAGGAAAAGACGGUCUUUUGUCGGAUAAAUCAGGGUAG
Molecule: messenger RNA, 698 nt
Organism: Lineus longissimus
Lineage: Eukaryota; Metazoa; Nemertea; Pilidiophora; Heteronemertea; Lineidae
Exons: 4
Coding region: 207-698 (163 amino acids)
Source: RefSeq, a predicted model, not a curated record